Paraglomus occultum is the source of this 1436-nucleotide messenger RNA. The record is from the annotation of a GenBank genome assembly. NCBI's taxonomy places the organism in Eukaryota, Fungi, Glomeromycota, Glomeromycetes, Paraglomerales, Paraglomeraceae.
AUGAGCAUUUGGGAUCGAGCAUUCGGAAAUGAUGCACGUUCAAGGCAGCUUAAUCAAUUGAUCGACCAAAUUGAUGAAAAAAAGAGAAAUGCUGAGAAUGAGUUCUCCGGACCAUACAAUACUAUUUACCAUCAUUAUACGUCGAUCCUUGAUUCGUACAAUAACAUCUUGAAUGCUAUGGUCCGCGCUGAGCCUAAAAAAAUACAGCUAGCACAAUUUGUGAAAACCACUUCUUUGAGAUAUUCCCCUAACUCUCCUCUUGCUACGCAAAUCGUGUCCAUGUCAGUACACACCUUAUCAACCGGUUUCACUUUUGCGUUAUUCAAAUAUCCGAGCGACAAGGUGAUUUAUAAAUCUAUCACACUCGGAAAGGCUGUGGCUGUAAUGGCGCUUUUGGCUUUCGUUACGGAUGUGAUUACCGGCAUUGUAGAUGCAGCAACAGCGAGAGAUCAGUUAAAUGAUCUAAUUGCUAGAGCGCAGAAUGGAAACGUUGAGAUUGAUAAUUAUAUGGAAUCGUUAAAUACAAACGAAGAUCAGUUGAUUACAGAAAUCAAUGAACUUAUUAUCAAGACGGACUUCUUCACCAAUGUAUCGCAUCUGAUGCCUCAAGGUUUGCUUUAUCCUGAUCGUCAAAAAAGUGAAUUGGAUAGGGAGGAUGUAUAUGUGAAGAUCCGUGCCGCGAUGUUGGAGUGCGAAAAAUUGUUUAUUGGUAUUCGUGACUUCAAACAAGGAGUUAGGGAAAUGCUUAAUGAUGGUUUAAGCGCUAACUUGAUUGCCAAAUAUCUGAACAAAGACAUAAACUUUAUCACAACAUAUCUAAUGUUAACGCACGUUGAAGAUGGCAAAACUGAUCAACAGAUUAUGGACCUUUUGAACCUGUCCUUACUUGAUGUCCAAAUUGGAAGACUUGGCACUAUUGUCUUUGAACAUCCCGAAUGGAGUGUAAAGCAAAUUUUGGCAAACAGUGGCUAUUCUGGUAAACAGUUAGAGGAUAUCGCCGGAGAGCUGCAAUUAAAUCUCACCAAUCAAAUCGCAGAUGCCAAAGACUUGGUCAAAAAGACUGAAACUUCCACGGCUACAUUCACUACGCCAACGCAAGACUUUCCGCUUUUCCUUUGGUCGAGUAAUGAUUAUAAUGGAUUUUCCGGAAGAAGUACGAAGAAUGAACCUACCAAGUGGGCUGACGUAAGGGCGGUAAAAGAAGCGGGACAAAAUACGUACGAGAUGACUCAGUAUUACAGGUCCUUCAAGCUGUUCCUUGGGCAGAAACUCUUAUUUUAUUCCCUUCCUAAGACUGCAUCGGUUCUUGAUACGCCUGCUCCUGCGGAUGCCAAAACGAUUUCAAAUGUUACUGAUGUACCCGAUAUCUCAGCAUGGAUCGUAACGCAACCGGAUCUUACGUCUUAUCUCAAGUUUAAAUUAAAUCCAGAUGUUCA